Molecule: messenger RNA, 230 nt
Organism: Nestor notabilis (Kea)
Lineage: Eukaryota; Metazoa; Chordata; Aves; Psittaciformes; Psittacidae
Gene: NDUFAB1
Product: NADH dehydrogenase (ubiquinone) 1, alpha/beta subcomplex, 1, 8kDa
Exons: 1
Source: RefSeq, a predicted model, not a curated record
AUGGGCAGCACUGAAGUACAUAUCACAGAGCUGUGUGGCCACACUGGUCUCACAGCCAGUUCCUGUUGCAUGAAAGAUCUUGUCUGGGAUGGUUGUGACCUAGUGGAAAUCACCUUGGCUGAGGAAGAUGAAUUUGGGCUGGACAUUUCUGACACAGGAGCAGAAAAGUCAAAGUGUGUUCAAGAGAUUGUUGAUUACUCUUCAGACAAGAAGGCUGCUCAUGAGAAAAA